Ceratitis capitata (Mediterranean fruit fly) is the source of this 651-nucleotide messenger RNA. RefSeq lists its product as uncharacterized. Bases 88 to 651 code for a protein of 187 amino acids. NCBI's taxonomy places the organism in Eukaryota, Metazoa, Arthropoda, Insecta, Diptera, Tephritidae. The transcript has 5 exons. The record is from RefSeq and is a predicted model, not a curated record.
UUUUUUUGCUGUCAAGUGGAAUAAAAAUUGAUCGUAUUUUGGCAAUACAACGGGUAUAUGUAAAGACAAGUAAGGAAACACUUAAGAAUGGCUAUAAUGCAAUCUUGUUGCUUUUGGAAAACGGUGCGCACAGGGAGCAUAGCAAGUGCCACAUACACUUUGCUAUACUUUGGCUUCUCUGCUGCGGUGAUGGUCAACACACUUUACGAUGAACACGAGUUUCUCGCUGGCAAUAGGAAACAUCCAGUGGGCGAAAGCAUUUUGGUCAGAGGAGAGAUAACACCAGCCAUUGUUAUCUUUAAUAUACUCUUUCUGAUUUGCUCCAUCUUCGUUGUUAUAGCUUCGUUGGUAAUGUUGGUGGGGUUGCAUCAGAAUCGUCGUGAAUUUCUGCUGCCCUGGCUUGUCUUUAUGCUGUGUGAUGUGCUAAUUGAACUUUUCCACUUGAUUUAUUUAUCAAUAACGCAAAUGGUGAAUUUUGACCCCAUCGUGGGUUUUAUAUUCACUAUCGAUUUCUUCAUUAUGUGUUUGAAUUCUUACUGUCUGCUGUGCGUGAUAUCGCAAUACCAAAAUUACCUGCAAGGACGCGGAUAUAGAGAUCAACAGAUGCUGGUAAGAAUUAGGAGUAUAAAACCGAUAGCCUAUAAGACAUAA